Molecule: messenger RNA, 2026 nt
Organism: Triplophysa rosa
Lineage: Eukaryota; Metazoa; Chordata; Actinopteri; Cypriniformes; Nemacheilidae
Product: 5'-3' exonuclease PLD4
Exons: 12
Coding region: 183-1682 (499 amino acids)
Molecular function (GO): catalytic activity
Source: RefSeq, a predicted model, not a curated record
GCAGGGAGUUUCUGUAGUGAUGUCUCAAACAUUUCUCCCCAUGUCUGAUGAAUAACACACUGAAUGAGCAACAUGAAAAACAGAACUGAAAAGAGGAAGCUCUGAGCAGAUAUUUGAGAAAGUUUCUCUCUGUGUAUUUGCUGUCAGGACAGAACUCUAAACACAUCAUCACCUGCCUCAGCAUGUCUGUAUCUUCACAAUUACGAGACAUUCAAGAUCUGACCUCUCCAUACAAGAGCUUACGAGACAAUUAUGUGUCCAAUAAGAGAGGGUCACAGUGUCCCACGGCAGCGCUGGCGGCCUCUGGAUGUUUGAUAGUGUUAGGGGUUUUAUUGGCCAUCGCAGUGAUAGAGAGAUUGAAGAAUGAAGAUGAACUAAACAAAGCUUUGAAUCCUCGUCCCACUGUGACCUUCUUUAACCAAAGCGCCCCGAAUGAGCAGAGCAGGAUUGUUCUGGUGGAGAGUAUUCCUCUCGAUGUGGAUUAUGGGAUGAACGCUAGCUUUGGGAAAAGUCUGUAUGAGGAGUGGAAUAAUCUUCUGUCUGUGGCUAGAGAUCAGAUUGAUGUGGCGUCUUUCUACUGGUCUCUAACUGGUGAAGAUAUAAACGUCAACUCAUCCACAGACGCGUCUGGUCGAGAUAUAUUAGAGAAGUUUAAAGCUUUACCAUCCAGAAAUGUGUCUGUGCGGAUUGUGACCAGCAUUCCCACUCUGGCUCUCAACUCAACAGAUCUGAAACUCCUCCGGGAAAACGGAAUACAGGUUAGAAGAGUCAACUUUGGACGUUUGACUAAAGGAAUUCUUCACACUAAAUUCUGGAUCGUGGACAGGAGACACAUUUACAUCGGCAGCGCCAACAUGGACUGGCGAGCUUUAACACAGGUGAAGGAACUCGGUGUGGUGAUUUAUAACUCCAGCGGUCUGGCUUCUGACCUGCACAAAAUCUUCCAGUCGUACUGGGUGAUGGGUCGAACCAACGCUUCCAUCCCCGAGCCGUGGCCAUCCAGCUACGACACCCUCAUUAACGAAGAACGUCCGCUGGUGGUCAGUCUCAGCGGUGUACCCAGUCAAGUUUACAUCACGGCCUCUCCACCUGCGUUCUGUCCAGACUCUCGCACACGGGACCUCCACGCCGUUCUGUCAGCCAUCAGAGACGCACGAGAGUUCAUACACGUGUCUGUCAUGGAAUAUUAUCCUGCUUCCAAGUUCGCUCAUCGGCACGGUUAUUGGCCGGUCAUUGAAAACGCUCUGAAGCAUUCGGCCUUCGAGAACAACAUCUCUGUGUGUCUGUUGUUCAGCUGUGGUCUUGAUAGCGACCCCUCAGUGUUGCCCUUCCUCAGAUCACUGGAUGCCCUUCGUUCUCCAUCAGACAGCCUCAACAUUCAAGUGAAGUUGUAUGUUAUUCCAGUGGGGAAUCGGUCACACAUUCCCUACGCUAAAGUCAACCACAAUAAAUAUAUGGUGACCGAUAAAGUGGCUUACAUCGGGACAUCUAACUGGUCAGCUGACUACUUCAACACGACUGCUGGUGUGGGUUUGGUGGUUUCCCAGGAUGCUUUGCGUGGAAACCCGUUCCAGAAGCAGUUGAGUCUGGUGUUCGACAGAGACUGGAAUUCACAGUUUGCUAUUCCACUUGCUGAACUGAACCAAAACCAUGACUGUGUCUUCUCCAAAUCUACAGGAUAGAUCGACAUUUCAUAUUCGCAGUUUUAAAGUUCUUUUAAAAACCAAUUCGACAUAAUAAGUGUGACUAUUUCUGAUGCGCAGUAUUAAUACACAAUAUGAAUAAUUUACGUGCUUUUAAAUCCUGAAUAUCAACACACUCGCUUCACUUUUCAUUAAAAGUAUCGUUUUAUAUAAAAUAAGUAUGGAUAUAUUUAAUAUGCAUUUCAAUUGUCCCGUUGUUAAUCAAAUGUAAUCAUGAAGUAAAUGUCAGAAUCAUCAGUUUAUAAAAUACAUAGUUUUUGGUUGGUUUUGGUAAUAUAUAUUUGAGUAUUUGUGUUGCCUGGAAAUGUAUAAAUAAACUAAUA